Carassius gibelio (silver crucian carp) is the source of this 526-nucleotide messenger RNA. RefSeq names its product perforin-1-like. The coding region runs from base 28 to 429 and encodes 133 amino acids. The record is from RefSeq and is a predicted model, not a curated record. Lineage: Eukaryota; Metazoa; Chordata; Actinopteri; Cypriniformes; Cyprinidae. The transcript has a single exon.
ACUGAACUUCUGUUCUUUCUGGCAGCCAUGGCAGUCUUUUAUCAUCUUCGGCUGGUGUCUCUAACCGUGCUGAUGCUGGUGUCUCUGCUGGACUUUUCCAGUGCUGCUGUUGUUGUGUCUGGUUUACGAGGAUAUAACCUGCCUGGUGAUAGUUUGGGAAAUGCACCCGAUCCAUAUGUCAAGAUCUUUUGCGGUGGUGAAUACAAGAAAACUAAUUAUUUCCAGGGUAAACGUGAUCCUGAGUGGACAUCAAGCUACAGCUUCUCAGGCUGUAAAUCUGGUCAUACACUAGAGCUGCAGGUGUGGGACCAAGACGUCAAAUUUGAUGAUCUCUUGGGCUCGUCUAGUAUAACAGUGAGACCUGGAACUAACUCUGGUAGUUUUUCUGUGGGCAAAGGAAAAAUGAAUUUCAGAUAUAGUGUAAAAUAAAUCUGUUCCAAAUCAGCAUUUUGUAAAGUUGCUUUGAGACAAAUUUCCUCUGUAUGAAGCUUAGCAAUAAUAAAGUAGAAAAGCAUGCAUUGAUGAA